ACAUAAGUACUAUUAAAUUAAUAAUAGCUAAUUGUAUGUAAACUUUUAUCUGAGAUUGUAACUUGAGUGUUUCUUGAGAUGCAGUAAAUUUGUUCAAAACAAAGUCUAUAUUAACAUGUCUUUUUUUCUAGGUAAUUUUAGGUAAUGUUACUACAGGAAUAUACUUCAGAGAAGUCUCAGCAUUUCCCUAUCACCUGAGUAAACUUUGGUUUCAAAGUGUUGGAUUUAUAAAGAAACACUUUAUGGAAUUUAUGAGUCAAGUUACAAAAUUUUUAAAGAGUAACCUUACCAAAGAAAGGUUAUUAUUUGCCUAUAAAUAUUUUCAAAAAUAUUUAGAUUCCUACAUUAAUAAAAGGAAAUCAUUAAAUUCAAAUGAUUUGUUAAAACAUAUUGUUGAUAAUAUUUCACUGAAAUGUAAUGAAGAAAGAAGUGUAAAAACGAUUUUGUGUGGUCAAUAUAUGCUAGACCUUCUGCAUAAAUCACAAAUUAACAUUGACUGUUUGUUGAUACAAUUUUCUAUUGAUUACAUAAUGGAAAAAGCAACCGCUCUAAAUGUUAAAUUCAAUGAAUGUGUUGAACUAAUGAGCAAUUUUGAUUUAGAUGAAAUCAAAAAAGAAUUUUGCAUUCAAUACAUGUUGAAAGAUUGUUGUAUGAGUCAAUAUGUGUUGCAUAGUAUAAAAGAAUCUUCUGAUAACAUUGAAAGUUUUAUAGAUGCCUACCACGCUUUUAUGUUAAAAUCAGAUUUUAAUAAACAAUUGGUAAGACAUGAAAAUAAUGGCUCUCAAUCCCUUGAUGCCUACCAAGUAUCUGUGUCUACAGACAAUUUGGAUCGCACCACAUGUGUGAAUUAUGCACAAGCAUUGGAUCCCAAUAACCAAAACAUCAAAGAUUAUAUGUUCAUAGAGACCGAAUCAAACAUAUCCAUAUUGUUUUCAUGUGAAUGGUUAACCUUAAAAAUUAUAUUUUUCCAUGUUCACAAGAUAAAUGGGGUUAAUUCAUUGAACAUUUCGGUUUAUCAUAAUGGUAACCUAAACUUUAUACCUCAACUAACAUUCUGAAGAAUAGUCAUUGUACCAAUAAAAUUGUAUUUAACUAGUUUAAAUGCAAUGAAAAGUUUAUGAUCAUUUCAUUCUGUUUUUGGAUUAUAUUAAACACUUAUGUUAAAAUGUGAUUUCUAAAAUCAUAUAUGAAUUUCAAAGUUGGUUAUGGAAAAGAUUUUAAAUUAAAUUUAAAUUUAUGUAUUUUUUUUUUUAUUAUUCAUAUUAUUAAUAUUUUAAUUCAGUCUUGAAAUGUAAUUUAACAAUUUUAUCUAUAUGUAGUUUACUAUUUUAUUAUUAAACCCUCAUUAACAUUAAUACUUUAUUUGAUGAAGACUAACACCUAUUUAGAUGUUAAAAUUUACUGCACUCUACACAUUAUGUUGUUUGAAUCAAAUAUUUUUUUUUUUUUUUUUAUGUGUAAAAUAAAUUAUUGAUUUGAUAAAUAUGUUUUUUAUAAAUGUAUAUAUUUUUUUUAUUUAUAUUAAUAAUUUAAUUCAGUCUUGAAAUGUAAUUUAACAAUUUUAUCUAUAUGUAGUUUACUAUUUUAUUAUUAAACCCUCAUUAACAUUAAUACUUUAUUUGAUGAAGACUAACACCUAUUUAGAUGUUAAAAUUUACUGCACUCUACAUAUUAUGUUGUUUGAAUCAAAUAUUUUUUUUUUUUUUUGUAUAAAAUAAAUUAUUGAUUUGAUAAAUAUGUUUUUUAUAAAUGUAUAUAUUUUUUUUAUUUAUAUUAAUAUUUUAAUUCAGUCUUGAAAUGUAAUUUUUACAAUUUUAUCUAUAUGUAGUUUACUAUUUUAUUAUUAAACCCUCAUUAACAUUAAUACUUUAUUUAAUGAACACUCACACCUAUUUAGAUGUUAAAAUUUACUGCACACUACAUAAU
Messenger RNA from Cinara cedri, 1926 nucleotides. Lineage: Eukaryota; Metazoa; Arthropoda; Insecta; Hemiptera; Aphididae. The record is from the annotation of a GenBank genome assembly.